AUGGGUCCGAUACUAUCACGUUCGUUGGGCUUUUUUUUGGCGUUGCCGUUGUCACUAUUCACAAUCGGCAGCAUCUUCUUCGCGCUCUCGAUACUGGAUGCGCAUAGAUCUGGCGUACCGAGCUGGAAAGCUAACAACACAGCUACCAUGUUACAUGGACCAGAUGAAUUGCUUUAUCGGGAUUUACGCAACAGGAAUCAUAAUCACUCGUUAGGUGCGGCUGGCGAAACACUGGCUAAGCUCGAAUUGUUACAUGAAGGGUUUGCUCUUACUACUGCUGAUGGCCCUAUUGCCCGUAUCUCUCGACCCACAACACCAGCGAAAGAUGAGGAAGAGCAUGAGAUGAGAAACCUGCAGGUCCCAACCACACCCCAAACCCAUGGUUCGAUCAUCACUCUGGUUGAUCCACAUAGUUUCGGAGAAGCAAGUGAACAAGGGACAACUCGAUCAGUGUCGCCGAUUCAUAGCGACGUUCAGCUUGAUGAUCCGAACACACCUCUUACUGUCAGAAGAAGUAUUUGA
Molecule: messenger RNA, 522 nt
Organism: Aureobasidium melanogenum CBS 110374
Lineage: Eukaryota; Fungi; Ascomycota; Dothideomycetes; Dothideales; Saccotheciaceae
Exons: 2
Coding region: 1-522 (173 amino acids)
Source: RefSeq, a predicted model, not a curated record